ACAUUAUUGACAUUUUAUAGAAUGAUAUAAUUUUUAAAUUUAAGCAUUAAAAUGGUAAUAGGAGCUUUUCCUGCGGCUAAAUUAGGUGCUUUACUAUUAAAACAAAUAAGUAAACCAAUAGCAAAUCUUGUGAAAGAACAAGCAAAGAGUUCUCCAGUAUUUAGGAAAUAUGUGUGUAUGCCACCAGCCCAAUUUUAUAACUGGUGUGAGGUGAAAGCAAAAAUGUGGAUAUUAAAUUUAGGAAAACCAGUAAACAUACCGGUGUUAAAUGAAGCUAUGGCAAUAGAAUUAGGCGCUAACUUACUUGGAGAGGGAAUUAUAUUCACAAUAGCGGCAGGUGUACUCAUAGCUGAAUAUAAUCGGUCCUCUAGAAAAGAAGCAACCAAAGAGGAGAUGAAAAAACGUGAAGUAACUGAAAUACAAGAAGCAAUUAAAGAACUAUAUAUUCAGUCUGAGGAACAAAAUGCUCAGAUAAGAGAACUGACCAGGAAGUUAGGACAUUUGGAUACUCAUCUGCAAAAUAUCGUUAGAAAUUCAAAACCUUCAACACCAAAUUCUACGCAACCCAAAAACACACCUCGAGAUUUAACUUCGAAGGACAACAUAGUCCAGGAAAUAUGUUAUUACCCCGACGCCAAUAUACAUAAUGUAUCAACGAAUUUAAUAUUUGAAGCAUUAGAUGAUUUGAAGCAAUUCUGGAGUGGAAGAGGAUAGUAGAUCUCUGUAUAUUAUUAUUAUUUUUUUAACUUUUUAUAAAUGUAAAUAAAUUGUACUUUAUAGGUUCCAAACUUAGGGUUUAUCUAGUCACUUUUAGGAGUUCGAUACAAUUUUGCUUCAUUGAUGUAUAUUUUAUUAAAAGAUCUGUAAACAGUACUAAAAAUAAAAUUAAUACUUUUUGUUAUUGUUCGAAAUUAAAAUAAAAGUUCUGUAUGAAUUAAAGGUCCCACAUAUUUUAUAAUUUAAAGGUUUGAUGUUUUUAAGCUAGACCAAUUAGCAAGCAAUUAUAUUUAAAAUAAUUGACCAACGAUGGCUCGCAAAAAUUAAAAUGGUCAUAUUUUGAUAAUGAAGCUUGCUAAUAGUGCUGUUUUUUAGGAGCAAUAAUAAUAAUAAGUCAUUCUAAUCGCAAAGAUUAUCCUAAAAGUACGACAUAUGUUGGUAGACCCUAAGCACCAUUUAGUGCAGUUUUCAAGAUGUUGGGGUCGGCCACUCCUAUUUUCAUUUUUUUGUCUUGCAAAUUUUGCUCGAAAUAUUUUUACCAUGAAGGUUUACAAUAUGGGUUUAAAAAUCAUCCCCAUAUGGGACCCACGUUUCAGUACCAAGAUAUGACCACUUUAAUUUUUUCUUACAUGUUUUUUUUUCUGUAAUUUUAGCUUUGCUAUUUUGAAAUGGAAACUUUAUAUGCUGACUUUUCCGGCAUUAUUGCAUGGAGUUUUUAAAACUUAAAAAAUGACAAUUUUUUUCCCUGGAUAUUAAACAAUUUUUUUUUAAUAAAAUUAAAAUAAGUUUAAUCCCAUUUCAGAUGAGAUGUUCGAUAUGCACUACAUCCUACAUUUAUUUGAAAGUUGGCUGGCUGGAUGCUUCGUACGUCACAUCUGAAACGCUAUUUAUGACGAAAAGAUAUAAUUAAUCACAAUUUACAUAAACAAAAUGUAGAAAAUAAUCACAUUGAAUUCUCUUUUUUAUCCCACUUAUAAUUAAUUACAAGGUAAGUCAUCAGAUCCAAGAGUAUGCGUUAAUACUUUUGAAAACAAACGGGAUGUUUUAUACAAACAAUUUUUUAAAAUCGCUCCCUUUAUUAUUUCAAAUAUUUAAAAAAAAUACAAUUUUGUAUUUUGACAAC
Messenger RNA from Anoplophora glabripennis (Asian longhorned beetle), 1840 nucleotides. RefSeq names its product putative OPA3-like protein CG13603. Lineage: Eukaryota; Metazoa; Arthropoda; Insecta; Coleoptera; Cerambycidae. Bases 52 to 714 code for a protein of 220 amino acids. The record is from RefSeq and is a predicted model, not a curated record. The transcript is spliced from 4 exons. Gene Ontology annotation, biological process: regulation of lipid metabolic process. Gene Ontology annotation, cellular component: mitochondrion.